CCAAAGGAGGGGUGGACCUCCCCAUCUAUCGCUGCGCCCGGGGCUGCAAGUCGCUCGAGUCAUUCUAUGUUUACCUGGACAGGUUUAUUCCAGACACUUCUGCCAAUGACUGUCAUUUUCAGAUGUACCUGUUGCAGGCGCUAACGCGCUGGAACCAGGACCAGACUCGGGUGGCAGCAGGUGAAGGGAGUACCAUGGGUAUGAGCUCUACAGAGCUCAAGAAGCAGAAACUCAACCAACUGAGACAGCAUUUGCUGGGAGAAACGCUGCCUGAGACGACCAAACCACUGCUGUAUACAGGGGAACUGAUGGGGAUAAAUUACCUGUACAGUCAAACUGGUCGAAAGCUGCAUGCGUUUCCAGAUGACCCAGAGGAGCCAGACUGUUCAGAGAUUAAGUUGCCAGAUGAAGUCAUGUCUGAGGAAGACUGGCCUCUUAAUGUCUUACACAAGGAUGUGGAUGAGGGCUUCGAUGAGUUGGAGCCUGUCCAGGAAGCACCUGGUCUCCAGGAAGAGGCGGUGGGACCUGACGUGGCCCCUGGGUACCAACAUGUGGUCCGAUUGGCUCAAAGGCUAAUAAUGUUUGCCAGAAAGGGCUACAUCACCAAUGUUGAAGUCGAAGAGAUCAUACAUCUCUGGAUGAACCUCUCGGAGGACGAUAAGCGACCCGUAGCUUGUCCCUCUAAAGAAAAAGAUUCCCCGACUAGGGGUAGGGGUCGAAGUCCUGCUGCCAGCUGUGUCACAGGAACAGACGGCACUAUGUCCCUUUUACCCGACGCCAGCCGCCUGGUGGAGGCCAUCUUUAAGGAACUCUCCAUCCUUCACCCAACCUUGCAGAGGAUCAUGGGUGUGGUAAUAUACCGAUGGUCCCUGGUUUUGAGGCAUUAUAACUCUAUUAGAAACGUGGUAAUGAGCCAUCCAACCCUCCGAUCCAGGACCACCCUCAAUCUGUUUGCAAUCAACCAGGUGACCGCCGCUCAGUGGCACAAGAGAUUUAUGCCCAGAGACAAGAUGACCACCCCCGUGGUUGCUGUGGCUCCACUAGAGGUUACGGUAACAUCAGUGGAGUCCUCGCCGGUUGGCCAGGAGCCUAAGAUGGACUCGAGAAUCUUCUCUGUCAAUCAGAACCUACUGGUGUCUGCAAAAGACCCUGAAGUGGCACCGUCACACACCUCUCCUGCUCCUGCUCCAUCUACCAGCAUCUCCAUGGUGGGGGAUGCUGAAGUCCCCGACUUCACCACACAUACCCCACAGUCCACGGCUUCGAAAAAGAAAGCACGUCUCCCAGAGGUGGAAGUUGCAGCAAAGUGGGGGCAGAUGCUGAAAGUGAAAUCUGUCUGCAUCAAUUUCUGCAGGAGCUGUGGGGAUCGGAAAAUUAAAGAGACGGGUCACAGAAUUCUGAGAAUUGCAGACGGGAAGAGGCUGAACUAUUGUCCCCGGGAAGCAAAGGGAAAGAGUCCAGAGGAAUGGCUGGCCUCUCUGCGAUUGUAAUAGGGGUUGUUGAACUUUUCAAUACUUAAGUCAACACGCAUUCACCUGAAAAUCUAUAGAAACGGAGCCGUUUUCAUCUCCCUACGUUGGCACACAGCUUCACACAGGACACUUAACUGCCUUCCUUCUCUUGCCACAGCUCACUUGGCCAAUAAAGGAUGGUUGAAACUUGAGCAACAAAGCAAUUAUCUCCAAACAUGUUUUAGUUAAAAAUUUGCUUUUUUCGGCAGAGACACAGGAAAAGCCACACAAUGUUGAUGAUUCCUGAUGCUAGCGGUGCUGAAAUUAAUAAACUUGACCGUGAUGAUGUAAAGUUUCUAUACUUUCAACAACUGUAUUAACCAUGCCAGAGGGCAAAAGCUAAUGAGGAACCCAUGGCGUACUCUCCCGCCUUCCUGUAGUUUAACACCAAGGUCACCAGAAACGGAGAACCCCAAAAGAACUGCUGCUAAAUAGAUCUGCAUGAAACAGAUAUUUGUUUACAUUAAAUGAAUAUUGGCUUAUAUCAGAAACAUAUGCCCUAAUAUUGGUGAAAACUGACCAAUAUCAACUGCAAGGAACCCACAAUUUUCUGACUUUUUUUGCUAUUACAAAAUGUUUCCACUACUCUGUGUACUCUUAUUAGCAUCUCAGCUAAUAAGAGUACAGCAGACUUAUCUUCUGGUAGGUUCACGAUGCUUGAAUUGUAACAUUCUACCACAUUUCCUUCCAGCAAUACUUUCUGAUUUAUAUCCUAUACUCACACUGAUAUUGCACUGACAAUUGACAUUUAUUUUGUGAAGCUAUGUUAAGAAAGCAGUUUUAAAAUGGCUUGUUCAGCUAAAUUGAAGGUACAUACUUCAGGAUUUCUAUGGACUCUUGGGAAAAAAUAUGGAAUUGCAUUAUUGUAUUUUCUCAGGUCUGAGUGAGUAAAAAAAUCCAAAAAUAAGUGGACAGACAAAAACGUUUUAAUUUCCAGACUUCAUUCAAGUGUUAAUGCCAUUCAUUCUGUAUUUUUCCAUCAGAUGUUCUGCCUUCCUUCCUUAGUGUUGAUUUCAAUAAGUUUAUGAUAUAAAAAUGUAGAUUUGGACAUUUGCUCUUCUUUGACUUCAAUUUUUGCUAAUAUUAGUUUUACAGGUCUUUUUUUCCAUCAUUAAAAUUUGAAAAUGUG
Molecule: messenger RNA, 2640 nt
Organism: Poecilia latipinna (sailfin molly)
Lineage: Eukaryota; Metazoa; Chordata; Actinopteri; Cyprinodontiformes; Poeciliidae
Exons: 6
Coding region: 123-1490 (455 amino acids)
Source: RefSeq, a predicted model, not a curated record